AUCUGUAAUGGAGGAAUCACAGGUGUAAUCCAACCAAGUAUUGCUAUACACAAAAAUCAAGUCGUCUAAUUCCUAGUAAAGAAGAGUCGGUAAGAAAUGUGGAUGUUAUUGUUUCUAAAAUCCUUUCGUGCAAGACCAUGUUAACAACUUUCAUAAGUCAGCUGUGUUGCUUACCAAAAUUAUUCGGCUAUGAUUAAGACGGUGGUUCAUCGGCCUUAAAUGGUUAGCUCAUCUGCCCCAACCACAAACCAUACGCCAUUGAUUACUCACAUUUACAACUUCGGAUAUAACACGCAGUGGACCUCACUGGCCUAUCUAUACCUCCCUAAACUGCUCAACUAGGCAUUUAAGACUCGGGGUUCACGGCACAUUUAUCAUUUUAUAAGCAAAUCCUCAGACUCUGUCUUCGUUGAUCUUGAGAGGGUUCGUUGUUUGCUUUGUUUCUGGUUCUGGGUUUUUCUCAUCUUCGCGAAUGAAGGUGGCGGUAAUUACAAGAAGCGGCAAAGAAUUCUUCAAAGGGGGUCUAGAGCUCAAUGAUUCGGCUACUGUGGCUGAUCUUCAGGAGGCAAUUUAUAAGCGAACCAAGAAAUACCAUCCUUCCAGACAGCGACUAACCAUCCCUCUCCAACCGGGAUCAAAGGAGAAACCUACAGUUCUUCAAUCAAAGAAAUGUCUCAAAGAGUAUAGUGACGGAAACACUGACAAAUUAACUGUUGUGUUCAAGGACCUUGGUACACAGGUUUCCUACCGUACACUUUUCUUCUGGGAAUACUUGGGUCCUUUGGUGAUCUACCCUAUCUUUUACUACUUCCCUGUGUACCAUUUCUUUGGCUAUAGAGGAGAGCGUGUCAUCCACCCAGUUCAGACAUAUGCCUUAUACUACUGGUGCUUCCACUACUUCAAACGUAUCAUGGAAACAUUUUUUGUGCAUCAUUUCAGCCAUGCAACUUCACCACUUUCAAAUGUGUUUCGGAACUGUGCAUAUUACUGGACCUUCGGGGCCUAUAUCGCUUACUAUGCAAAUCAUCCACUUUAUACUCCUGUAAGUGAUCUCCAAAUGAAGGUCGGCUUUGGGUUUGGAGUAGUUUGUCAAGUUGCAAACUUCUAUUGCCAUUUGUUGUUGAGAAAUCUUCGGAGUCCCAAUGGGAGUGGAGGGUACCAAAUCCCACGUGGAUUUUUGUUCAAUGUUGUGACAUGUGCAAAUUACACAACAGAGAUUUAUCAGUGGCUGGGCUUCAAUAUUGCGACACAGACUGUUUCAGGCUAUAUCUUUAUGGUGGUUGCCGCUUCCAUCAUGACCAACUGGGCCCUUGCAAAGCACCGCCGUUUGAAGAGAUUAUUUGAUGGAAAGGAGGGAAGACCCAAGUAUCCUCGACGAUGGGUAAUACUACCCCCAUUCUUGUAGAGGUGACUGGCAAGCCUGGCACUCAUAUCUUGGUAAAGAAGUUCAAAGUUCAAAGUUCUCAUCAAUAUGUGCUAGUAAUGAAUCAAAUCUUCACUCUUGCUCCCUGAUAUUGUAGACUUUCAGUUAAUUAAUGCAUUUGAUACGGUUCCCAUUAUUUGCUUUAGCGAGUAGAUACCCUACUUUGCUUAAUUUGUUUUUCCCUUUUACAAUUUCUAUAAGACUAUUUGAGGAGCGUUGACCUUGUCGUUGUCAGUCGUAUGAUGCCUGUAGACUGAAUGAAUAUCAAACUAGUUUGUUUCUUCGUUUUCUGAAUUCUGAAUGCGUUAAAUCAUGACUACUGGGCAUAUAGCUCUGCCCAAAAUUUUGGACUUCAAUAUUGCAACCUAUUUCUGAUGAAUGAAUAUAAUGGUGUUCAUGGUUAUUGUUAACAAAAGCCUAAUUUGCAGUUUCUACAUGGAAUAUCUAUCAUCGUUUGUUCUUGUCACGAAAAGAUCGCUUGGAUUUAAAAAAAAGUCGCUUGGAUUUAUCCAUGGUUUGUUUAGUUUAUUCCUUAUCCUGAACAUCC
Molecule: messenger RNA, 1970 nt
Organism: Ilex paraguariensis (yerba mate)
Lineage: Eukaryota; Viridiplantae; Streptophyta; Magnoliopsida; Aquifoliales; Aquifoliaceae
Source: the annotation of a GenBank genome assembly